AUUUUUAGGUAUUUUUUAUAGUAAUUAUGAGAGGGAUGCCCUUUUUUCUCACUUGAGCACCUGCCUCCCAAAUGUCUGUGCAUGGCCCUGAUGAACCAUUACUGUUUUUAUGUUUUGUGAUGGUUGUUCACGAGUCCCUUGUUUUCCCUGAGCAGUUAAAAUGAGCACUGUUCUUCAGAAAAAUCCUCCAGGUCCUUCACAUUCCUUUUCCAGCAUCUUCUGCAUAUUUGACCCCUUUCCAGCAGUGACUGUAUAAUUUUGAGAUCCAUCUCUUCACACUGAAGACAGCUGAGGGACUCAAACACAACUAUUUCACAAUUCUUGGUUUUUAUUCCACAACAGUUUUGCACAUUAAACACAGCACUUUACAUGAAAAAAAAAAAAAUCUUUAUUAUUUAUUCACCAUUGAAAAGGCCUACCACUGAAAUACAUUAGGACAGAAAUACAGACAGAUGAACGUCUGUUCCAAGCUAAUUACUGGGCUUUGAGCGCCCCCGUGUGGCGAAAACAAUAUAGCAUUUUAGCGCUUUAUUUACGGUUGCCAAGCAACAAGAUUCUUAGAGAAGAGGAAAGUGUUAGCCAUUGCUGGAAGUGAUUCGGUGAUCAUACCAGCAAACAUUAGCAACUUUAAAAAGAACUGAUAACACUUUAGUAAAUAUGGCAAAACCUAAAGAAAAAGACCCUGUGGACAUAGUUCACCAGAAUGCUAUUCAUGUCGAGACAAUAAUGAAGGAGCUGAGACACCAGAAGCUUUACACGGAGUUUAACAUCAACCCCUUCAAGAAACUGCACAUUCUGACUGACAAGCCCAUGUCCAACAUCAGCUACAGAAAAGAAGAGGAAGACCCUGCUUUCCUCCAGGCCAUACAUGCGGCCCGUCUGGAGCCAACAAAGAAGUACUCUCACCCUCAGACUGAAGCACAAGAGAUAGGGUGGAUGUCCAGUCCUCUACUUGUCUCAGACCGCAGUGACAGAAGAUUAAACUUUCCACGGCAGAACUCUGAAAUCACUAAAUACAUGGAAGCUGCCUGGCGGUUGAAGGAGCAGACACAGAAUUUGGGAUGACUGUUUGGGAUAUAUUUUCCUGAUGCCAUAUAGCACUAAUGCAGAUAAACAAGCCUGGAUGGUAUCUGUGAGCACUGCAAAGUGGGCAUUUUUUGUUAUCACAAAUAAACACCAUAAAUGUGCAAGUACAAAUGUGUUCUUACCAUCUAGCAAGGCAGGUCAUUCGAUUUUAAGACACAGCCGGGGUGUUUAGAAUUUCAGUCGUGUAUCUGGAGAUAUGUAAAAGUGGGUCAAAUGGCCACCAUUCAUCACAUGAAUGUAACUGCUCCUGUCUAGCAGAAUCUCUGCAAAGUAAGCAAAAGAGAUUAGUUCAUAACUAAUCGAUCUUAGAUAAUGUCAUAUUAUACAGAAACAGGAUUCACAGCUUGUUGUGCAAAUGUGCUUUUUUUCACAAGAAAAAUCAAUAACUCUGACCAUAAUCCACUGGCUGUUUAUUGGAGCAUAUUACACUUAAUGUAUCGGCCACUCAGGUCAAGAUUUAUUACAUUACUUCCCCCAAAAGAAAUUCUGCCUUUAUAUGAAGAUACAGUAAUAUUUUUGCUGCUUCUUUCUUACAGAGAUGUACUGAAUUGAUUUACUUCCUCGCAUUUUUGGUAAAAAUUAGGACUUAAUAUGAUGUAGAAGGAUGUAUCCCUGGAUAACCAAAAUGUACAAUAAAAACAAGCUUUUGGAGCUUUUCAAUAAAAAUAAAUUUAUGGAUUAUUAAAAAAA
Molecule: messenger RNA, 1776 nt
Organism: Ctenopharyngodon idella (grass carp)
Lineage: Eukaryota; Metazoa; Chordata; Actinopteri; Cypriniformes; Xenocyprididae
Gene: cfap144
Product: cilia and flagella associated protein 144
Exons: 4
Coding region: 658-1065 (135 amino acids)
Cellular component (GO): ciliary base
Source: RefSeq, a predicted model, not a curated record